Messenger RNA from Durusdinium trenchii, 944 nucleotides. NCBI's taxonomy places the organism in Eukaryota, Dinophyceae, Suessiales, Symbiodiniaceae. The record is from the annotation of a GenBank genome assembly.
CUUGGCUUCGGGUCACGGGUCUUUGGGCAAAGUUACCCGGCAUGAAGAACGUGCCAAGAAUUGCAAAUUGGCGUGACUUGAUUUAUUUCUCUUUCUGGAAGCAUAGGCCUACACGGCCAUAGGCACAGAGGCCUUUCUCCUUUUUUGUGUCCUAGUGCUUUGCAGUCCGAACUUUGAAUGUGAGCUCGAGUUCAUAAGAACAGCCUCAGUUGCAGCUGUUUUGGUGCCACGUGGCGUCUUUCAGAGUCCCAUUCGAUCGAGCAUGGUCUUCCUCCCCGAGGCCGUUGCUAUUAGGUUGGAGGCCAUGAGGCCGUUGCUCUUAGGUUGGAGGCCAUCGCUACUUACUACGGUGGAGGAUGCGGAUGUGAGGCUGACAAACCUCCGCUUAGACGAUCCGGAGCUUCGACGAGAAGCAGUGCGAUCGUUGCAACAGGAGCGACGCUUUCUGGCGCGCUACCGGAAAAGUGGAGACCUUUCGCUGGUCCGGAAAUGGGCACGGAGCUCAGCAAAGCUGGGUGCGUCAUGGCAGACGGAGGAGCAGCCACAGAUCCAGGAGAAGCAAGGUCUCGGACAUGAGCUGCGGGCUGCCUUUCUGGAUUUGCGCCUUGAGGCAAAGCGUGCACUUGAGGCCAAGGAGAAGCGGAAGGAGGAGCACAAGGAUCGCAUUGGCCGUGUCAAACGACACCAAGAUGUGGCCAUUCUUUCCUCAGAUGAGGAGGCAGACUUGCUGUUGCAAACGCCUCCCCCGCGACCAGCCAGAGAGGUCUUCAGUGAAGAGAAGACCAUUGCAAUUGCAUGUGAGGCCGUGAGUGACGCGCCUGCGCACAUUCGGUUUGCUGCGAAGGCAGGUCUUGACAACAUCCGCAUCAUUGACUGAGAGAGGCCAACAAGGACCACGAUUUGGUCACGGUCCCAUCCAGGGAGCAUCAGGGAGCUGUUGACUC